Molecule: messenger RNA, 1541 nt
Organism: Funneliformis caledonium
Lineage: Eukaryota; Fungi; Glomeromycota; Glomeromycetes; Glomerales; Glomeraceae
Source: the annotation of a GenBank genome assembly
UUCCUAUCGUUUCGACAACUCCUUCUAAUGCAGCACCUUCUUCUUCCGAUGAAAGUAUGGAUUUUAAUAUUGAUUCAAAUGAUUCUGAAACAGAUUCUGACAGUGAAAGUGAAAUGAAAUUUCAAACGAAUAAUAAUGAGAUAAUCCUCUCAGAGAAUGAAGUAGAAUCGUGUAGUUCAAGCACGAUAACAGAUGAUUCAUACAGUACAGUGACCGGCGAAAAUAAUUCACGCGUGUUUGAAGAUUGGCAAACUUGGGUUCCAGAACUAUCAUCAAGUGAGGAUGACAAUCCUUCGUCUAAUACAAUAAAAAGACAAAGGGUUGGAAAUAAUUUUAAUACUUGCUUUAUUUGUGGUGGUCCCGAUUUAUAUUAUAAUUUUAUUUGUAUAUGUGUUGGUUGUAAUGUUGGUUAUCAUCAAACGUGUCAUGAACCACAAAUUAGUGAUAGUAUCGCAAAUAAACGAUCUGGUAACGGUGAAAAGUGGUUUUGCGCGAAUUGUCAGAAAAAAGCCAAUAAAGAACCAUUAAUUUUACAUAGGAAUGGUUCGAGCAAUAAUGCUUUGGAUCGCGAUAAAGGAAUAAAGAAGAAGAAUGUUGAUGAUUCAAGCAAAAGUAGGAGACAAGAUUCUUAUCAAGAGAAAUCUAACAAAUGUUUGUUGACCGUUAAAAAAGAUCCCAGAGGAUCAUCGGAUAAGAAUCAUUUUUCAUCGCGAUCUCAAGCAAUUACUGAUCAGAUUCAUAAAAGUAAAAUCCAUAAAAAACGUAGAGGUAUAUUACCAGUUAUAAUUCAACCAUUUGAAAGGAGGCAUACUACAGCAUCCGAACUUCGAAGAUUAUUUGAUAAUUGUCCGUUAUCAAUAGUGAACUUUGAUGAGAUCUUUAUUCCUGAGGAGUGGGGUAACUUUGUAGAAAUUCCCACCACAAGCGUAGAAUAUAUCAUGCCUAGUGCGAGCUCAAUUUCAUCGGGUACGAGUGCCAUCUCUUUCAAGCAAAGUAAAUAUGUGGGAAAUUCAAAAUCAUUAGACUAUGAUUUGCCUGGCAAGAUUUCAACUCUGGUAGGCAAGAAUAUGGUUUCGAUCAGAAAGCAUGCUAGUUUAUCAUCUAAUAAGAAUUCCGUUACCCCUGCUCUAAAACGUGUUCACUCACCAUCAAAGAACACGCCUUCACCUACAAACAAACGUCCUGUUCCUUCAAGUAACGACAAUGGUUCACAUACAAAAUGUAUUGUUCCUUCAUUUAAUGAAUCCGAUUCAAGUUCACGGAAUGCAAUGGUUUCAAUGGAAAGUUAUUCAAUGCCAGGGAAGAACAAUGGAAGAGGUGAUUUUACGAGUGAUGAUGAAUAUUCCCCUUCCAAAAAAGUUGUCACGCCAAGUAAACCGGUUGGAUUUGUAGAAAACGUCGACGCUGACUUUAAUAUCAUGUCAUUACUGCCACCUAAUCUAAUCCCUUGUUUAAAUUUCGGAGAACUAGCUUUUCGAGAAGGUACCAUAGAUCGCAAGAAAACUAUCAAACGCGGGCGAGUGUUCCCCGUAAUUAAGUAA